AUGUGUGUGUGUUUGUGCAUGUUCACCAUCUAAAUGUUCAUCAUCUAUUGGCAAAUUUUCAUUCUAUUAACAGUAACAAUAUUGAAUAUCAUUUCAAUGGCCAUCAGUUUAUUGACAUCAUUACAAUCAUCAAAUGAAUUGUUUAUUGAAAAUCGUCAAUUUUAUUGGCUUCAUUUUUAUUGUUCAUUCAUUUAUUUAACAUUAACAAUAUGGUCAUUGUAUCAUUUAUUUUUUGAAAAUGAAUUGAUCGCUCUUUAUACUGAUAUUGGUACAUUUUUAUCUAUACUAUGCAUUGUUGAUUUUCUAUUUUUAAGCUAUUUAUUUUUCAUUGAAUUUUCAUUGAAAAUUAAAAUUGUUCCAAGCAACAUUUUCAUAUGGCCUGGUCUCAUUAUUUAUAUCAUUUCAACGUUACGUAUAAUAUUCAUAUCGAUUUUGAUUCAUAUUUUCAAUUAUGAUCUUUCACAAUAUAAAUGGGACAAAGGACGUGGAUCAAUGAUGAUGAUGCAAUAAACAAUAAUGAUAAAUGAUGAUGAUAAUUAUCGGUGUGACUA
This is a messenger RNA of Dermatophagoides farinae (American house dust mite), 551 nucleotides long. RefSeq lists its product as uncharacterized. The record is from RefSeq and is a predicted model, not a curated record. NCBI's taxonomy places the organism in Eukaryota, Metazoa, Arthropoda, Arachnida, Sarcoptiformes, Pyroglyphidae.